Molecule: messenger RNA, 905 nt
Organism: Carica papaya (papaya)
Lineage: Eukaryota; Viridiplantae; Streptophyta; Magnoliopsida; Brassicales; Caricaceae
Gene: PRXIIF
Product: peroxiredoxin IIF
Biological process (GO): cellular response to oxidative stress; cell redox homeostasis; hydrogen peroxide catabolic process
Cellular component (GO): cytoplasm; mitochondrion
Molecular function (GO): thioredoxin peroxidase activity
Source: RefSeq, a predicted model, not a curated record
CUGUCCUCCAUUUCUGCCAUUUACCUCUUUAAGCAUCACCUAACCAGAGAUUUCGACCAUGGCGACCGCAAUUCUUAAGCGAUCAAACUCAUCUACCCUGAGAUCACUGGUGGACGUUAUUCGAAUCGGAGCAUCAUCAAGGGGCUACGCCAAGCUCGCAGUGGGGACUGACAUAGUUUUGGCCGCACCCGAUGUUUCUCUCCAGAAGGCCCGGAGCUGGGAUGAGGGUGUCUCCUCUAAGUUCUCUACUACACCAUUAAAAGACAUAUUCCAGGGCAAGAAAGUUGUCAUCUUUGGACUCCCUGGUGCAUAUACAGGGGUUUGUUCACAGCAGCAUGUGCCUAGUUACAAGAACAACAUUGAUAAGUUCAAGGCUAAAGGGAUAGACUCUGUGAUUUGUGUGGCUGUUAACGAUCCAUAUGUUCUGAAUGGAUGGGCAGAGAAGCUUCAAGCUAAAGAUGCUAUUGAAUUUUAUGGAGACUUCGAUGGAAGGUUCCACAAGAGCUUAGAGUUAGACAAGGAUCUUUCUGCUGCAUUGCUCGGCCCACGCUCUCACAGAUGGUCAGCAUAUGUAGAGGAUGGGAAGGUUAAGGUUGUUAACGUGGAGGACGUUCCAUCUGACUUCAAGGUAUCUGGGGCAGAGGUCAUCUUAGGACAGAUAUAAAUGGUGCUAACAGCUGAAGUUUCAUUUUCCUUCCAAGGACUAGUUGAAUGGGAGAAUUUCUCCCUUGGUUACCUCUUUUUCCUAAUACUAUCUUGUAAAAUAAGUUGGUUUCAUCAACUUUCCAAUUAACUUGAACUAUAUGGAGAAGUGAAGUUUUGAAUUUGCUCAAUGAGUGAAAUUCUUCAACAAAAUUAUAUAUUGCUAAUAAGAGCUACUCAGCAGUUACAUAAGUCAGUAUAAA